Molecule: messenger RNA, 2319 nt
Organism: Hevea brasiliensis (rubber tree)
Lineage: Eukaryota; Viridiplantae; Streptophyta; Magnoliopsida; Malpighiales; Euphorbiaceae
Product: putative pentatricopeptide repeat-containing protein At3g23330
Exons: 1
Coding region: 346-1785 (479 amino acids)
Biological process (GO): RNA modification
Molecular function (GO): RNA binding; protein binding
Source: RefSeq, a predicted model, not a curated record
AAUCCAAGACAUGAAGGAUCUCGCUAUAUUGACCCUUGAGUUACUUGGCUCCUUUCUGAUACAAUAGAUUGUGAUGGAUAGGGAAUAAAUGGAAGCAGCAAAAAAGGAGGAACAAACCUUGAUAUGAAGUACUCCAAUUGAUCACACUUAAGUGAUGAAGAAGAAAGUGACAUUGAAGCUGCCAACUUUAAGCCUUUAACCCUAGAGUUUGUGGAGGAAAAAAAAAUAUAUAAAAGAGAGAGAGAGAGAGAGAGAUGAUUUGCAAUGUUAGAAGAUGCCUAUUAUAGCUGAAGAAUUUUACAAUUGCUUCAUCAAACACUUAAAAGCUCAAAACUUAUAUCUUGUAUGUCCAAUAUUUUCAGUUUCCAUAUCAGCCAAACCCUUGAUUCUGUUAUUCAAUUCUUAGAUCAUUCAUGUCAAACUAAGAAUGCCAUAGCCAUUAAGAAGCUCCAUGCUCGCCUGCUCAGGACAGGCUUACUCUUUUUCUCACUUAAUAUUCACUGUAAACUCAUUUUCACCUACACCACAUGCCUCCACAAAAACAACCUCCAAGCCUUAAGCAAUUGCUGCAAAUUCCUAAUCCCUGUAAACCCAUUACCCUUCAAUAUACUACUUUCUAAUUUCUGCCGAAGUGGGUUCCCUUUAUUAGCACUAAAAACCUGCUCUCUCAUGCAUGUAAACAGUGUUUCUUUAGAUACUUAUGCUUUGUGUAGUUCCUUAACAGCUUCAUCUUCUAUGGAAAAUGUGAACUUUGGUAAGCAGAUACAUGCCCAUGUGACGAAAUCAGGUUGGUUAUCUAGUGUGUUUGUGGGCAGUGCAUUGAUCGACCUAUAUGCAAAAUCUUCUUUUGUUAGUCAUGCCGCAAUGGUGUUUGAAGAAAUUCCAGUGAAGAACACAGUUUGUGCAAAUGCUCUUUUAUCAGGGUAUGUUGAAGCUAAAUUGUGGGAUCAGGGAAUUAAAUUGAUAAGAAAUAUGCCCCUUUUGAGUUUGGAUUAUGAUCAUUUCACAUUAUCAGCAAUGCUGCGGACAUGCACGGGGCUUUCUGCUAUUGAAUUCGGAAGACAAGUGCAUGGCUAUUUAAACCGUAAAAUUAAUGAUUUGGGAAAUGAUGUUUUUUUGCAGAGUUCACUGAUUGAAAUGUAUGGCAAGUGUGGUUUUGUAGGGAACGCUUUGCAGGUCUUCAACUUGGCAGGAUAUAGAUUGGGUGGAAAGAGAAAUAGGGAUAUUGUUUUGUGGACUUCAAUGCUAGGUGUAUAUGGUAGAAAUGGGCAUUUUAACGAAGUGAUUGGACUGUUCAAGGAGAUGUUAAAAGAAGGGAUCAUACCAGAUGAGGUGGCGUAUGUUACAGUCAUCUCUGCUUGUGGUCACACUGGUCAAGUGCAACUUGGAAUUGAGUAUUUCAAAUCAAUGUCUCUGGACUUUAAUUUGAAUCCCGGCACAGAGCACUAUGGUAGUGUAAUUGAUUUACUUUGUAGGGCUGGUGAGUUAGGUAAAGCCUGGAAGCUGAUGAAUGAGAUGAUCACUAAAGGGCAUGAGAAUCCCAGCAUUUCCAUGUGGGGGGCUUUGCUUAGUGCUUGUGAGGAACAUGGGAAUAUUGAGAUGGGUAAAUUAGCUGCUCAAGAGGCACUUAACUUGGAGCCUCAGAAUGUCGGGAUCUAUGUUAUGUUGUCAAAUUUAUAUGCUAGGUUUGGUAUGUGGGAUGAGAUUAGCCAGCUGAGGGAAAUAAUGAAAGAAAGAGGGCUAAAGAAAGAUGUAGGACGUAGUUGGAUUGAAGUCACAAGUUAACUGGAGUGUUAUUAUCGUCAAACAUGGCGCGGUUGUGGUAUUGAUCUUGAAUGGUUGUCAGAGAUGCUAUGCCAAAUUGGAAGAUGACCCCCUUAACCUGUUUCAAAUUCUGAACUUACGAGUCGUCAAACAAAGAAUAUAAUCAGUAGUUCUUAAUCUUCCAACCGGCAGGGGAAAUGGCAAAUUGCAGAGUUAUGAACCUGAGGAGUUUUCCACUUGCCACUUGAGCUUAUGAGGCACCCUGUAGAUGAAAUGGAAACUAGGUCCUCUCAAAGCCAUUGCUAUGAAGCUUCAUGAAAAAUGCUGCUAGAAUUAACAUUAGCUAGUCAGACAGGUAUUACAGUUGAUACUUCAAAAUGUUUGAAUUGUUGUGUAAAUAUUCAUAUUCAGCAUUUGGUACUUUGAGGAUGUUGUAGUUGAUGACAACAUAAUUAAACAAGGAAUGCUGAGAGCAGCUAGAUUGUGGCUACAAGUUUUCAAUGAUAAAUUUUAAUUAACCCCAACAGAGACAGUAGGGACAAGUUUCCAUUUCAA